This is a messenger RNA of Artibeus jamaicensis (Jamaican fruit-eating bat), 2690 nucleotides long. It is a transcript of the gene VMA12, whose product is annotated as transmembrane protein 199. Gene Ontology annotation, biological process: vacuolar proton-transporting V-type ATPase complex assembly. The transcript has 6 exons. The record is from RefSeq and is a predicted model, not a curated record. Gene Ontology annotation, cellular component: endomembrane system. The coding region runs from base 27 to 653 and encodes 208 amino acids. Lineage: Eukaryota; Metazoa; Chordata; Mammalia; Chiroptera; Phyllostomidae.
UCACCUGACCAUAGAGUGGGCUAGAAAUGGCGUCUUACUUGCUCGCUGGAGAGCGGCUGGUGCGUGCUGUGGCCCCUGGCGGGGAGCUGGAGCGAGAGCACUUGCCCCAGAAGCUGCGGGCGGAGCUUGAAGCCGCUUUGGAGAAGAAGCGCAAGGGCGGUGAUCGCUCCAGUGGUCCCGCACGCCUGGUUUCCUUCCGCCUGAUUCGGGAUCUGCACCAGUACCUGAGAGAAAGGGAUUCCACACUGUACCUUCAUGAGCUCCUAGAAGGCAGUGAAAUCUAUCUCCCAGAGAUGGUGAAGCCUCCUAGGAACCCAGAGUUAGUUGCCCGUCUGGAGAAAAUUAAGAUACAGUUGGCCAAUGAGGAGUAUAAGCAGAUCACCCGCAAUGUAACCUGUCAGGAUUUAAGGCAUGGUGGGAUUCUGAGUGACCUGGGCAAGGAAGUGAGGUCAGUGAAGGCUCUGGUCAUCACCAUCUUCAACUUCAUUGUCACGGUGGCAGCUGCCUUCGUCUGCACUUACCUUGGAAGCCAGUAUGUCUUCACAGAAAUGGCCUCGCGGGUACUGGCUGCAUUGAUCGUCGCCUCUGUGGUGGGUCUGGCUGAGCUGUACGUCAUGGUGCGGGUGAUGGAAGGCGAGUUGGGAGAGAUAUGACUGGUACUUCAUUAUCAAAGUCUGGAGACGGUGUGGAGGGGUUCCAAGUUCCCAGCUGGCCAUCACUGACUCUCGGUCAAUCCAUCAAGUUCUUUGUACUUGGCUCUGGUUAGUCAGGGCCAACCCCAGGAUACCUACUAUUUCUGUGGGGAGCCCCAUCAUCUGUUAAUUGCCAGGGGGGUCAGUAGAGGAGACUUGGCCAACAACUGAAAAGAACUGGUCAGUCAGUACCUCCUCCUGGUUCUUGCUGCCUCUCUGCCUUCUCCAGCCCAUUCAGGGCACUGCCGGCGCUGGGGUUUUCCAUCCAGAGUAAAUAGAACACAGGCCUUCCCAGCAGCGGAUCACACUGCCUGAACUUGCCCAAGUGCACAAAUCAGUCGUCAGCCUUGCUCCACACAUUCUUGAUGCUGACCUACAACUUAGCUUUGAAAAUUCCAAGAAAGCAAAAAGGAUUUCCUUUCUCCACGUUAUGCUGGAAGAAGUACUGAUCAUAGGACACCAAAUAAGAGAAAAAUGAGGGGUACAGGAUGGCAGGAUUGGAAGUAAGGCAGCUGCCUUUUUGUAAUCUUAGUUUCUAUCUUCAUCGUCUUCUGCUGGCCUUUUUCAGGUUUUCCAUAUGCUUCUGCCUGUCUCUACCACCCACCAGCCCUCUUUAAACUUCCCACCUUGUCUCCUUUGCUCUGCCUCCAAAAAUGAAAACAAUCUUGGCCCUAGCUGGUGUGGUUCAGUGGAUUGAGUGCCAGCCUGUAAACCAAAGGGUCACCGGUUCAAUUCCCAGUCAGGGCACAUGCCUGGGUUGCAGUCCAGGUUCCUGGUUAGGGGCGUGUGAGAGGCAACCAACCAAUUGAUAUUUCUCUCCUCCCAUCUCUCUUUUCUUUCUCCUUUCCCCUUUCUCUAAAAAUAAAUAAAAUUUCUAAGGAAAAAAAAAAAAAUUUAGAUGGCAAAACAGUGUAUCUGCUUGUAAUCACAAAAUCCCUUGUACUUGUGUUUGUAGGGAGAGUAAACCUACUGUGGAUUGUCUUAACUAGUAAAGGGAGGCAUAGGGACAAUUUUCAGAUUUAACUGUAUGUAUGAAUAUGAAUAAACAUGCAUAUGAGUAUGUAUACAUUUUUAUACAUGAACCUAACAUAGGAUGUUUAAUACAGGUUUGUAAACACAUUUGGGUGAGUGUGAAAAAGUAUUAAGCACUCACAGUUGACUCAUUGCUUUACACGGUUGCUCUUGGUCUUUCCAACAACCCUGGAAUGUGGAAAAGGAAGUGUCUUAGACCCCUUUUCCAGAAGACAGAACUGAGGCAGAGAGAGAUCGAAAUGGCCCACUGUGGUCCUCCCUCUGUUAAAUGGAACCAGAGACUCCUGGGUGGUCCUGAAGUCUCCAUGCGAUAUUAAAUUUCCAGAACUUAGAUUUGUGGUGUGAUGACAGAAUCUGUAUAAGGCACUUAGAAAACAAUAUCAGCAUCAAUUAUUUAUCCAAUAAAUAUUUAUUGUAUUGUACUUAUAUUUCAAAUCUGUGACAAUGCAAAAGCCCAAAGAUUUGUAUAACUGAGAACUGUGCAGGGUCUGUUCCUAAUGAUGGACUCCAUCCUUUUUCAUCUGUUCACUGCAUGAGCUCUGAUGGGCCCCCCUGCACCCCCACCCCAGGCGCUCUGCUGUUCUUAGAAAUUGGCUCAGUAGACAUUUCCUCAGUGGUUUUGCCAGUUUCUUCUGGAUACGGAGCAAGUCUGAGCCUCUUAGGACAGUGUUCUAUAGGACAGGGGGAGUUUUAGGCCAUCGCUUUGUUGAGAAGUCUUAGGAUUUCUAUUGUUGGUUGACAGAAAUGAAAACAGAAAAAAAAAUGCAGGUAGCAUUUUACAGUGUUUUAAAUUUAAGUUUAAAAAGCUCUGUGGAGGCCCUGGCUGGGUAGCUCAGUUGCUUAGAGUAUAAUCCCCAUAUACCUAGGUUGGGGAUUCAGUCCCAGGUCAGGGCACAUAAAUAAGCAGAAUAACAAAUUGAUGUUUCUACCUUUUACUCCCCCCCUCCACCUUAAAAUAAAUUUUAA